Messenger RNA from Orbicella faveolata, 8775 nucleotides. RefSeq lists its product as uncharacterized. Gene Ontology annotation, biological process: protein dephosphorylation; early endosome to late endosome transport; protein transport to vacuole involved in ubiquitin-dependent protein catabolic process via the multivesicular body sorting pathway. Gene Ontology annotation, cellular component: endosome. NCBI's taxonomy places the organism in Eukaryota, Metazoa, Cnidaria, Anthozoa, Scleractinia, Merulinidae. The record is from RefSeq and is a predicted model, not a curated record. Gene Ontology annotation, molecular function: protein tyrosine phosphatase activity; protein binding.
CUCUUCUUCAGACAAUGACGUCACCAAAAUGGAGGGAUGUCCUCGAUCUUCGAUGCUAAAUGUGGACUUAAAAGAAACAUUUCCUACAGAAUUUACCCCUUCACUAAAAACGUAUAUCCGAGAGCACUACAACGAGGAUGCCGACUCGUACAAGAACGAAUGCUCUCAAUUGGAACAACUUCGAACGGCUUCUCAGCGCCCAUCACAUGAUCACUCUGGGUGCAGCACUCUUCGGCGAUACUAUGCUCAACUACAAUUCCUUCAGUCAAGGUUCCCAUUGGGUGAGGGAGGAGCAGUCAGCGUGCAGUUCACAUGGACUGAUCUCUAUUCUGAAGAACCAAUAUCAUUAUGUGACAUAAAAUUUGAACAAGGAGCAAUACUUCAUAAUUUAGCUGCCCUGCACUCCCAGCUUGGUUGUCAAGAAGACAGAACAGCAGAAGAGGGAAUGAAGGUGGCCUGCACUCAUUUCCAAGCUGCAGCUGGUAUUUUUCAGCACCUCAAGGUUGGCUCUUUCUGUAAAGUUGAACAUUUUAUUGAUAAUUUUGCUAGUGAUGCAUUUUUUGACAUGGCUGGUGGUUUACUUCAAUUGUACACCAAUGUGAUGUUGGGUCAAGCUCAGGAGUGUUUAUUGGAGAAGUCAAUUUUAGAUUCACGCAAGGAUUCACUCAUAGCAAGAAUAAGUAUGCAGGUACAUGAUUAUUAUAGACAGGCUCUGCAGUUUUUGGAUACUCAAGGCCCAUCAUUUAUGGGUUCAAGGAAAGCCAAGAUUUGGACGAAGAAUUUAAAGAUCAAGUGCUGUCAAUAUCUUGCUGUUGCAUAUAUAUACAUGUCAAAUAAUGCAGAUGAAAGUCAGAAGUUUGGUGAAAAGGUUACUUAUCUAAAAGCAGCAUCCCAAAAGAUAACAGAGGCACAGAAGGCAUCCAAGGGACAACCAGAAAAAACUCUGGAGUUGUUACAGUUUCUUGUUGAUGUUGUGAGUAACAAGUUACAGGGUGCAGUUAAGGACAAUGACUUUAUUUACCAUGAAGUUGUACCAGAACUUGAUACCUUACCAGAAAUUAAAGCUGCACCUCUUGUCAAGCCCAUUCCAUUCCAGGCAUGUGACCCAAGUGUGGCUGGGCCAGAUAUUUUCCAAAGACUCAUACCUAUGGAGGCUCACACUGAUUCAUCCCUGUACAGUGAAGAGAAAGCAAAACUACUCAGAAGAUAUGUGAGUUCUAUUGAGCAGAAAAAUCAGCUGUUAAGCAAAGCCUUAGGAGAUCUGCACAUUGAUGAUUUACUGGAACCUGAAGGAUAUGACACCCUUCCAGCUGUUAUCAAGCAGAAGAGUGAUUCUCUGACGAAAGAUGACAACUCUUUGAAAGGUGUUGAAAAUAACAUUGAAGAACUGACAAAGGUAGGCUCCAAGGUGGAAGAUAUUUUGACAUCCCUUGCUAAAAUGCUGGAGGAGGAUAAACAAAAAGAGAACGAACUGACGGAACUUGUAGGUCCGAUGGCCCCUCCUGCAGAGAGAAAGGAUUUUGAGAAAGAUCUUGAACAAUGCCAGGAAUCACACAAGAAGGCAACACAGACAAACACUGAGUUGUUGAAGGUAUUCCAGGAGCACAAACAUAACUUGGACUUGUUAACAGGACCUUCUGAAGGACUGAUAGCUGCUUUACCAUCUCUAAACAUUAUAGACACUCCCAUUGAUGAUGGAGCAGUUCAACGUCUUAGAGAUCUCAUUUCUAAGGUGGACCUAAUGAAAUCCCAGAGGAAACAGUUUGAAGCAGAGUUACGGAAGCAGUUGGCAGAUGAUGACAUCACACAACUACUUGUGACAAGGGAAGACGGAAACAAGAUGGUUUUCUUUGAAGAGCAGCUGAAGAAACAUGAUGGCACAUGUGCCCUGAUUCAAGCCAACCUGGAUGCUCAGCCUAAAAUUUUAAAAGCUCUGACUGAAGCAAAUGCCAAAUACGCACCAACAAGGCAGGCAGUGAAAGAAACAGCUCAAAGGCGAGAUGAUGCAGUAAAGUCAUUUGUUUUGUCCCAUGAUACAUUUUUGGAACUGAAAGAAAAGCUGAGCCGUGGACUGCGGUUCUACCAGGGCCUGGAGAAGACUGUUUUGAAAUUAGAAGAGAAGCUCAAAGAAUUCUAUGAAACUCGAAAGAAAGAAAUGGCUAAAAUCGAGGAAAAGGAGAAAAAGGCCAAAGAGAAAGCCAAACCACCACCUGCUCGUCCCGAUGCAGCCAAACCAGAUCACCUUGUUCAUCCACCAGCAUCUAGUGUGCCAGGCCCCCCACCAAGUCAGUAUCCUGGAGGAUUAAUGAUACGUAACCCUGGCGUAAGGCCAGGAACUCCCAAUCCUACACCACAAGGGGUUCCUCUUCACCCAAGGAUCCCUGGUGGAGCAAUCCCUCCAGGUACAUUUCCAGGAGCAACUUCCCCGCUUUCAACUGAUGGAAGAUUUUACCCGUCUGUUGCACCUGGAGGUCCUAUGAGGCCACCUGUUCCAUCUGGUGACCCAAGAUUACCAGCUCCAGAGCAUGUUCCUGGUGAGUUAUCCAGGACUCUUUCUGAUUCUGGACCUCAGUACAACUUUCCAGAUCAAAGGAUCCCUCAGCCACCUACUUCACAAGCCGCUGGACCUACUGUGCAUCCAUCCAUGCAGCCACGUCAUGCAGUUCCAUUCACGCAAGUUGGUCCAAGGGGUUCUGUGCCUGCUGAGCGUCUAAUUCAUUCAACACCAAGGAUGUCAUAUCCUGUACCUGUCAGACCUUCCUUCCCACCAGUGAGUCAACCAGGAUUUCAGCCUGGUCUUCCAGGAGGCCCCCUCCAAAUACCACGACCACCUCAGCCUCAUUUUGCAGCUGGUCAAGUGUCAGGCCCAAAUGCUGUUCAAGGAUUACCAUCAUAUGAUCAAGCUAAACUCAUUUCUGGAUCCCCACAGUUGAGCAGAACCCAGCAGCCACCCACUCAAGCUCAACAAAACUGGCCACACGGACAAAAUCCUGCCACGUCCCAGCAGGCGUUUACUCCUCAACAACAGUAUCAAUCUCCAAGAGGACCGCAUCCAACAUCCCAACCACAGUAUCCCAGCCAGGCUGGGUCACCCCAAGGGUUCCAGCAGCCAACUCCACUGAGUUCAAUGUCACAAACUCCUCAAUCUGUACCAAGUCAACCUUCACGGAACUGGCGAAGCCAGCCGUUCCAGUUUCCCAAGCUAGCUCAACAACCCAUGCGUCCUCCACAAAAUUUACAACCUCAACAACCUUUGCAGCCUCAGCAAUCUCGUCAUCCACAGCAGCCAUUGCAACCUCAGCAACCUGUGCAUCCUCAGCAGCCGUUACAGCCUCAGCAAACUCUGCUUCCUCAGCAGCUGCUGCAACCUCAGCAACCUCAGCAACCUCUGCGUCCUCAGGAGCCAUUGCAUCUUCAGGAACCUCUGCAUCCUCAACAACCGUUGCAGCCUCAGAAAGCUCUGCAUCCUCAGCAGCCAUCAGUGCUUCAGCAACCCAUGCAGCCUCAACAACCAUUGCAAUCCCAGCAACUGUUGCAACCUCAGCAACAGUUUCAACAACCACAGCAACUGUACCAGGGACAACAACAACCACCACCAACACAUUCCCAGCAACAGUACCGCCAGUCUUCACCAAGCCAAACACUACUUCAACAGCCCCUUCAGCCUCAAAAUUUGCCACCAGCAAGGCCGCAGAUGCAGCAUCCACUCCAGCCUCAAUCACAAUCUCAACCACCACGAACUUCCCAACAAACUUCUCAGUUUCAACAACAACAACAACAACAUCAGGGCCAACAAUUAUCACAGCCUCCACGGCAAUUUCAGCAGUCCAUGCAACAGUUACAACAGCCACCACAGCAUCAGCAACAGUUCCCCAAACAACAACAGAACAAGGAUUCCUUACAACAGCCGCAUCAGUUUCAACCAACUCUUCAAGGGCAAAGUCAGUCCCCUCAAUUGCCUCCUCAACAGCAACAAUUUCAGUCACCAUUACAGCCCCAACAGAAUUUCCAGCAACCAGUACAACCUCUUCAACCGCAGAAGCCUCAGACACAUUCACAAUAUUUGCAACCUUUUCAACCUAAUCAGUCUCGACAACCAAUACAGGAACAAAAGUUUUCAAAAGAUGUACUUCCACAGCAAUCACCUUACCCGGGGCAGCAAACGUCGCAGAAUUUACAAACAUCUCAAGCACCAGUGAAGCCUCCUCAAAGUCAGUCUCAGAUUAGUCAGUCUCAGAUUAGUCAGUUGUCGGGAGCAUCGUGGCAGCAACAAUUGUCUGACCACCCAUCAAAGGUAUCCAGACCAGGCUAUCAUCCUCAACAAUCUCAUACAGGUUAUAGUCCUGGUCAACGGCCACUUCACGCCAGUAGUCAGUCAGUCCAACUUGACUAUCCCUUUCAAGGAGACAAACAACGUUCACAGAUUACUCAAUCACAACCAACACCACCUAAAGAAAGUCUUCCCUCUCAACCGUCUGGUCUGCAGAGUCCUGGAGGACUUCCUCCUCAACAGAACACUUUUCCUGCUUCCUCAGGAAGCUGGCCCUACGUGCAAGUAUCGCAGCCCUUACCAUCAACUCGUGCUCCCUUAAGUAGCCAGUCAUUACCACGUCAAGAUGGAAAAGAACAACAACACGUUUUUGGAGGGAAGCAAGUUCAAGGUCCUCAGCAAGCUCAGCCUUACAAGCAAACGCAGGUAGAUCAGGUAUGGACACCAACACAAACAAACCAAAACCCUCCCCAAGAACAGUCUCGUCGAGAACAGGCGAUUUAUCCAACAGGCAUUACUCGACAGGAUUCAACUGAUUAUAAAAACAAAAGUCAAUACCCAGAGCAAAGAAGAGGUCAAGUUUCCUCUUACCCUCCCUACAGUACUGGUGUCAGUGACCCCCCGCCAUCCCCAUCAGCUAGCCAACCGUACACGUUUAGUCAGGGGUCUGCUCCCUCAGCACCUCCUCUGGUUCAAGGAGUCAGACCCAGCCCAACAAGCGUACCAUCGUCUGCUUAUGCCACUAGUUAUUCCGUAUCUGUAGCUCAGGCACAGCUCAAUCAACAGCAGCAGAUGCAGCAGCUUCAAACGCAGAUGCUUCUUCAGCAGCAGCAGCUUAUUUUGCAGCAGCAGGAGCUGCUAAGGCAUCAGCAACAACAGCAGCAGCAUGACUCAGAUCAGGGUCACCUUGCUCAAUUGGUCCAGCAGGUGUUGCAACAGCAAACAAAAUUGGCUGAGAUGGAGCAAAAGCUGAAGGACAAAGAGGAACAUGAGAGCCAUGAGCAACACCAUGAGAAGGCUCAACCAAAGGAGGAUCAAAUGGAUCCUCGGCCUACCACAGUCAACAAAGAGGUAGCUGAAAAAGACCUUAAUUCGGCAUUACCUCAAAGUUCCAGCACUUUUAGUACCUCGUGGGGUAGUGGAUUUUCAGAUCAUUCUCAUGGCAAGCUUGACAUGGAGCAAGUCUUUGGUGACUUGACCAAGAAACAAUUAAAUGAAAUUUCUGAGAAAGGAAAACAUACUGAUGGGAAUGUUCAUGGCUCUAAGCUUGCUGGCCAUUCAGAUCCUGAUGCGCCAAAACACUCGGAAAAAGAAUUAGUUGGAGAUCAAAGUAUGAUAGCAAAGGGGGAAUCUGGAGAGAGAAAAGAGGGGGAAAGUGGAUCUCAUGAGGUAGAAGACAACGUAGAGAGUGAAUCUUCCAGCAACACAGAACAGAAAUUAGAACCUAACACUGCUGUUGAGUUGUCAUCUUCAAGUGAAAGCAAACCAGAGGUAAAACUUCAUGAAAAAGAACAUUCUGCGGAGGAGGACAAAGAGAAACGCAGACUUCAAGAAGUUGAGGAACAGAUCCAAAAGAUCAAAGAACUUCAAAAGAACGCUGCACCUCCUCUUCCUCCCAAGACAAAGUACUUGUACGAGCCGGGGAAAAUGCCGGAAAUGGGUCAGCUGCCCAUCAAGCCUCCUGAUACAACGACAGCUGUAGACCCAAACAAGCCCUCUUUACAUCGCCAGUGUGGUCAUUACUAUGAGACACAGAAGUCGAGCAUUGGCCAGGAUGAGAACAAUGAGUGUCUGAGUGAAGAAGAAUACAUUCAGAGAUUGUCUCGCUCUGUGGAGACGUUUGAUGCUCUUGUUGUGAGCUUGGAACAGAAACGUGAAAAUACACCCUACAAUGGAUUCAUUCAUGAGUGGAAGGUACUAGAGAGAAUGCAGGAAAGUGAUUCUGCCGUCUUCUCCACUCAGGCAGCCACUCUCAACCCAUCUAAGAACAGAUACAGAGACAUCUUACCUUGGGACCACACAAGGGUGACACUAAAUACAAAGGAGGGGGGAGACUACAUCAAUGCUAACGUCAUCAAGAACGUGACACCUCUGUCUCCAGAUUACAUUCUUACCCAGGGCCCCAUCGCUGCUACACUGGGAGACUUUUGGUUGAUGGUCUGGGAACGAAAAUCUCCUGUCAUUGUGAUGCUCACUAAAGAAGUAGAAGGAAAUCGCCUUAAGUGCCAUCAGUACUGGCCCAUUGAUGAAGGUCACACAGUUGUCUAUGGAGCAAUCAGAGUCCAUAUGAGAAGCUUGACUCACUGCCAGGCCUGGAUCGAACGUAUUAUGCACGUGCAACAUGCUGAGAGUGAUGAAGUGCUUGUAGUGACACACUUGCAAUUUAUUGGUUGGCCUGAUCAUGGAGUUCCUCAUUCACCCUCAGACCUGCUGACAUUUUUGUCAGAGGUGCAUAAUCAUCACAAGGAAAAGGACCCUCACGCUGAGAGGCCCCUUGUGGUGCACUGCAGUGCUGGUGUUGGUCGUGCAGGAACCUUCUGUGUUAUUUACAGUGCAAUCCGUGAACUUAGCGGCACAGGAAAUAUUGUGAACGUUCCUAAACUUGUCAGAACCUUUAGGAAGCACCGCAAGUUUACAGUACAGAAAAAGGAGCAGUAUGAAUUCUGUUACCGAGCGAUUCUGUUUUACGCAAACCAGUUUAUCCAGUUAGAGAAAACUGCUAUUGCGUUCAAGAAAUCAAAGGCGGCAUCAGCUGCCAAGCUUGACGACAUCAAUGCUUCGUCAUCGAUAACGUCACUUAACGGCAGUGGUCAGCGGAAACCGGACGAAGUCAGCUUUUUGGGAGAAAUUUCUGAUGAGGAGAGCUCUGACAGCGACAGUGAAUUUGACAAGGUGGAAGAGGACGACGUAACUGAAAGAAAAAAUCUCCAAAGUUCCGGGUCAGGUGCACGUAAUGCCGAGAUUGGCGAAAGUGAAAAUAAUAACACAGAUAAGGAAAGCUCGGAGCUGAAAGCGUCAUCAAACGUGAUUGAAAAUUCAUCUAGCACUGAUAAAGAUACUAUGGACACUCCUGAAGAGUCGUCAAUUAUCGAGAAAAGCGAGGGAAAGAACGAACUACAAGAUCUAUCUCAAUUGACAAGUGAUUCUGUCGGCGCUGAUAAGAACUCGCCGGUCGCUUGUGAUGCGUCGUCGGGUAACACAGAUCUUUCAGCUGUUAUUGACGACGGUGAUGGAAUGAUUGUAGUGCAAGAUUCAUCACAAUUAAGUAAUCAUUCUGUCGACCCUGAGAAAGGAAAGUCUGGCGUUGAUGAAUCGCCAGCAAGUGGUACAGAUCUUUCAGCGAUGGCGGAUAAAAGUGGAGGAAACAUGUCAGUGGAGGAUGAUUCAUCCGCGAAAAGAGAGGAUUGCAGCAGUGGUGAAAAAAGCUGUGUUCAAGAUAAUGCUCAUGAAUUUGUGGAGGGUAGCUUAGGAGGGGAAGUAACUGUUGCAGAUGGAUGCAAGGAUAAGGAAGUCAACGUUGAAGAAACCAAGACGGAAUGUUGUUCCGAGCAAAAAGAAAUGGACGGAACAGUAGAAGAGACAAAACGGGAGAAUGUAAAUGAAAGAAAUGAAAAAGAACAGGCAAAUGUUCAAGCAUCGGUUUGUAGAAAUGACAAACAGUAUGCUGAAAGCGAUUUAUCAGUUGAGACAAAUAAUUCACAAGAGCAGUCAGAAGAAGAGCUGCCUAGAGAACAAGGAAACGGAAAGGAUCAAACAAUCUCACCAUAUGAAAUGGAGAAACAGAAAGAAAAUGAAGUGCAAGUUCACGGAGAAAGCCGACAAGACGAGAACAGCAAAGAACAGAGGAGAGAGGAGACACGUGAACAGCAGAAUAGUAAGAAUACAGAACUGAAUUAUGAACAAGAUAGUGCAAAUGAACCUGCAAGUGUUACAAAAGGCAGCGAAGAUGAACUUCAAGCAAUUGAAAACGAAAACGAAGUAAAAGGACAAGCAGCGACAGGAACAGACAGCCAGGUUGAAAGUACGCAAGACAGUGACAACAUGCCAACAAACGAAACUUAGCUCGAAUGGAAUAUAAAUUCUUCCUCUCAAAUGAAGUCUCUCUUAGCUUUCGUUUUUAAAGGAGAAGGAAGAAAAUUCUGAGGUGAUCCAAUAGAUGCACCUUUAAACAUAUUUAAUGUUUUUGUGAAUGCUUUUGUAAGAACGGAGUUUGUUGGGGACUGGUAACUAUAGUUUUAAACAGUCUAUGUGUUGGCAAAUCCUCGUUGAGGUUGGGUGGCUUUCCGUUCUGUAAUGUCGGUAUUCCGAAAGAAAAACGCAUUUUUCUAUCCAGCUGAUUAAAAACGUCAUGUGACGUUCACCACUGAGACACAAAAUGUGUUUUACCGCGUGUGUGGCUGGUGGACUGGGCUUCGCUUAAAUGACUCACGAUGCACUGUGCUAUUACCAGUCCUCUCAGGCUCCGUUUAGUGAUAGAUACAUUGUUAAAAUUAUUUCAAGACAAG